CCAAACACCACGCCCACUGCCCCGGAAACGCCCAAAGUGAACCGGGAGUCCUCUAGCCGAGCUUCGCGGCCCGGCGUGCCAAAUCCGGCAUACACGUGGGACGACUCGAGUAUAAGAACUGAGACCGAAGGACUCGGGAACCCUCGGUGUGCGACCAUUCCGGAGGCGAUGCGGUUUCGGGCGAAGCUCGUGGACGUUGGUUGCAUCAACCACUUCAUACGGCUGCUCACCUGCAUCUCCAAACUGACCAAGGCGUGCACGAUGCGGAUCACCCCUGACCACCUGCACUUCACGCUAUCUGACCGGGCCUCCCAGGGUGCCAUGGGCUUGUGGUGUGAGCUACAGCAGGCCAACUUCUUCGAUAAGUACCAGAUGGACGGGGUCUCUGCGGAGCACAACGAGAUCUACCUUGACGUGGCACCCGAAAGUGUGUCCCGUGCUCUACGCACAGCGCAGGCAGCCAAGUCGGUCAAGAUCAAGCUGACUCGCAAGCACUGCCCAUGCCUCACGCUCGCCGUGGAGCUGUUGACAGUGACAGGAUGCAGCCGUGUGGUCACGCACGACAUCCCCGUGUACGUUGUGCCGCGGCAGAUCUGGUGUGACUACCGCGAGCCCAGCAUGCCCGACUUUGAUGUUGGUAUUUACCUGCCACCCUUGAAAACACUGAAGGGUUUCUUGGAACGGAUGAAGAGCUUCAGCAACUUUGUGGUGGUGGAAGCCAAUCAGAAGGGAGAGAUGAACCUCAAGAUAGAGACGGAGCUUUUGACUGUGACCACACAUUUCCACGACCUGGGAAAGGCACCAUGGGUGAGUGACGGCACACAGCAGAGGAGUGGAGAGGAACGAGACCCAGAAGAAAUGGCGAGUGCACGCACGGACAUCCGGAAACUGCUGCAGUUUGUGUCCAGCCAGCUGAUGACUCCGAAAAAGGCUGUUUGCAACAUAGUGGACAACAGCCUACUGCACUUCACAAUGUUUCAUGAAGACCACAUCCUGCAGUAUUUCAUCCCCGCCAUGACGUUAUGAAAUGUCUUUUGCUCAUUUAUAUUAACAUGGGACUCGUCUGAGCCAGCUAAACUACGAACAUGGUCCAUGUGUGUCAAUGAGUGUGUGAUGGUACCUGUGCGGGUGUGGUAUUGUAGCAUUUUGCGCGCCGUCCUAAAUGCCAGCAACAGUGACGACUAUCUGAAUUGGUCCUGGGCCACCCCUCGUUCAACUCGGCCUCAAAUGAGUACCCGGUGCGGUGUGUAAAUAUUUCCACAGGGGGACAAAGGUGGCCAGGCGUGGUGCUGGCCACCCACCCCAACUUGUGCCGUGCCAGCCUUUAUUGGUGCUUUCUAACAGCACUUGCCCCAACAGUCUGUGAAGGCUCUGGAGGAUCUUUGUCUUUGGUGGUACCUGUUAUCAGUUCAGGAAUCCUACAGUCAGGAGUUGACUCUUUGGCCUUUCUAAGUGCUGUGAAGAAAGGCUGUGUUGCCAGAAAUGUUGCCUACUGUAGAUUUCCCUUGCUUUAUGUGGUAGAUAUUUAAAAAAAAAAAGGCAUACAAAGUGAAACCGCAUGAGACAGAAUUAAAAUCGCAUGUAGCUAAUCAUGGGUAGAAAUGAGCUAGCUGCAUAUCCUAGAAAUCGCACAAACUGAGCCCACAUGAAGCAUGGGAAACCUGUAUAUACUUUUGUUUUCCUUUUAAGGCAGUGCUAUUGACGAAUGUAUUGAGUUUUUUUAAUGUGCUUGUGGACCAUUAACAAUGCAGUAUCGUCAAAUAACUUGUUGAAUCAAGAGUUGAGAUCAUUGUUUUAUGUGACUUAAGUUAUUGCCUAAUGUCAGUUGCGAAUACUUUUGUACGUCUGUUGUGAGUGGUUGGUUUAUUAAGUUGCACUUUGAGCGUUUUCCAAUUUCACGUCGUCAUGUUUACGAGUUUCACAUGUUAAUCAAACGAGUUCCCCGGAAGACAUUGGAAACAGUAUAUAUUCCAAUUCGAUUAUGCUUUUGGGUUAAAAUGCUAAGCCUAACUUUAGGAUACUGUUACGUUUUGAGUUUUGUAUAAAAUUAACAAUAGUGUUCAGGCUCUUUGUCAUUCACUGCUGGAUGAAGGCCUCCCCAUGCCGUGUCAGCUGUGGGUAUCGAUCGACCAUACUUCACGCUGGUCAGUGCGGGUUGGUGAAGGGGAAUCCCCGUUCAGUAUUGAAUUGCCACUAAUGUUAAAUAUUACCAGGAGUCAUAGCACAACGCACAAACCAUAAUUCUACCUUUAUAGUUCUCAAAAUUAGUUUUUUUGUACAUGUAGUGUAAUCCUUUAUUAAAAGCUUCAUCCUUUACAUUGCUUUCAAGGUAUAUGCAACGCCAUUCCUUGUUUUAAUACAUUUUGUACUUAUUGUAAAUGUAUACAGUCUUUAGUUUUAAAACGUUAGCAUCCAUGUGGUCCUGACCAUGUAAUUUGUUUAAUUUUAGGUCGGUGACUGUGAGAGCCACUGUCAUAUCUUGAUUGGUGUAAUUGAAUAAAUUACAGACUGGUUUAAGAAGCGCAUUGUAGAUUAUAGGUCUGGUCAGAAUUUUGCAAUAUAACCAAAUUUGCCAAGUUAUAAACAUAUGCUAUGAAUACAAUCCAUUGCCAAAUUAAACAUUACUUGUGCCAAACAGCUGCCCCUUUUAAAAGGUAUUGGAGUGUUCGCCCACUUACCUCAUACCAAAGUCUGUCACGUGAAUUAAAUUGUUGAGCCUCGAGUUAUGGUCCAUUUAAAGUGUUACACAAUGGUUUGAAAACACAACCCGAGGCAAAGGUGACCAGGUUGUAAUUCUGUAUCCGUGAUGAUUCUCUGUUGAGGCCUAAAAAUGAUUAAUAGUUUAGCCUGUGGGUUAUAUAUAGAAGCAACCUCAAAAUUUCCCACAACUUCAAAACAUGGUGGGUCAGAUUAUUGUGUUGGCAGACAUGCAGUCUCCACUUAUGUUUUGUAAAAAGCACUCAAGAUCAUUGCUAUUUUUCUACAGGUUUGGCUGUUUGUGCAAAAAAUUGGCAGCGAAAGUGCCCUAUCUGCUAACACCUAUGUAGGCGUGUUGAGCACGUGCCAGCCUUAUGGAUAUUACACAAUGGCUGGGUGCACAAUUUUUGUACUAAUAAAGUUUCACUUAUUUGUA
This is a messenger RNA of Petromyzon marinus (sea lamprey), 3133 nucleotides long. RefSeq names its product HUS1 checkpoint clamp component (gene HUS1). Gene Ontology annotation, cellular component: checkpoint clamp complex; site of double-strand break; nucleolus. NCBI's taxonomy places the organism in Eukaryota, Metazoa, Chordata, Hyperoartia, Petromyzontiformes, Petromyzontidae. The record is from RefSeq and is a predicted model, not a curated record. Gene Ontology annotation, biological process: meiotic DNA integrity checkpoint signaling; mitotic intra-S DNA damage checkpoint signaling; double-strand break repair via homologous recombination.